AUGCUCCAACACCUACGGACAUCCGGAAUCACCAUACCGAAUCUGCCUUUGAUCAGCGAUGAUGGAAGGAUACAGGAACUUGUUGAAGGGUCGGUCAGCGACGACGACGAGGAUCGCCUCGGUCAACCCCGGCAGGAGGCCCUUCCUAGUCAGGAGAGCUCCUUUGGUGACGAGGCAGAACCAGCUACAGCCUUCCCUACGCCGCCUUCGCUUCCAAACACCAGUCCUCAAGACAGUGCAUGCCAGGCGGUCUUGCCGACGCUUGGCCAAACUGGUACAUAUACUCAUUCCAGCCUCUCACACGUAAAUCGACAUACUCUUGGGCCCAGUCCCAGAUCAACCACGUCUACAGCACUAGAACCAGCCUCCAGUGCUUCACACAACGGCUGGAAAGAGGCUGAAGGCCCCAAGUUGGUCCCUGACGAGAGCACAACCAUCGAAUCUUCCAUGUCUCUUUGCGAAGCAAGAGUUGCUGGAGUAUAUCAUGAUCAGGGCCGAGUCUCAUCUGUUCACGGCCUUGCUGGUAUCAUGAACCCAACAUGGCGAGAGCGUCACAAAGAGAACAUCUCGAAACUUGCUUGGAGAGGAGAGGCUGCCAUUGCCGAGUCUAGGGCACGGCUUAUCAGCAAUGCCGCAUUACAGAGACAAAGAGAAGGGCAGAUCACGCGUCAGCCGAGGAGUACAACCGAUCUCGACGGUGUCAGCGGUGACCUGGCAAAACACUUGCUCGAUCUUCACUUCAAUCGAACUCAUUAUGCGAGCAUCAUCACCUAUCGACCGGCCAUCAUAGAUGGCUUGGCCCAUGGCGGUCCUUGGAUCAACAAACUGCUACUGAACGCCAUCUACUACUCCAGCGCGAUAUAUAGUGAUCGGGAAUGCCUUCGAUCUGAUCCAAAUGACGUACAGACAGUUGGCGAUCAGUUUUAUGCUCGCUUCAAGCAAUUGCUGGCCGACGAGAUUGACGUGCCGAGCAUCCCAUCGGCGAUGGCGCUGCUUCUUGUAAGUGCUACAUUGGUCUCUCAAGGAAAGUCCAGUGCCGGCUGGAAUCUUUCCGGAAUGGCCUAUCGAAUGAUCACAGAUCUAGGCUGUCAUAUGGCUCUCGGUCCGGAUUAUCAGAGUGAGGCUUCAUCCGGACACGGCCGGAAGCUUCAGCGCGAUAUGGAACAAGAAAUGCGUAAGCGACUUUACUGGGGCGCAUACGUUACAGAUACUACCCAGGCAAUGUAUCUCGGCCGAUCAUGCAUGUUUGCAUCUGUGACGGCUCGUGUGCCUUUGCAGCUUCUAGACACCUUCGACGAAAUGGAACUGUGGCAGCCCUACGUGGACAAGUAUUCGACGGCGGCAUCCUCUGGACUGUCAUUAUUCGAACCUCAACCGGCUCGCACAGUGUCGACCUUCAUGGCUCUAGCUCGUCUGCUUCAGAUAUCUGCCCGAAUCACCGAUCUCUACGACAUCAAAACAAUCAAGCUGAACGGUGACUCGGUCCAGGACAAAGGACGGUCGAUAGAAUGGGAACUUGAGAAUUGGCGUGCAACGCUGCCUGAACAUCUUCACUUAGAGCCUGACAGCACAUCUGUCCCUCCACCACACCAAUCAUCCCACACACCACCUGCCACGCUCUCACAAUCCUGCUUCACCGAGCAUUCCUCGAGCAAGGACAUCUUCGAAGGUAUUCGAACGAUGCUGCAAAACGCCGCGGCGAAGAAGUCUGCAUACGUAGCGCUCUCAUGA
Cyphellophora attinorum is the source of this 1731-nucleotide messenger RNA. Its product is annotated as Nitrogen assimilation transcription factor nit-4. NCBI's taxonomy places the organism in Eukaryota, Fungi, Ascomycota, Eurotiomycetes, Chaetothyriales, Cyphellophoraceae. The transcript has a single exon. Gene Ontology annotation, biological process: DNA-templated transcription. The record is from RefSeq and is a predicted model, not a curated record. The coding region runs from base 1 to 1731 and encodes 576 amino acids. Gene Ontology annotation, molecular function: zinc ion binding; DNA binding.